Molecule: messenger RNA, 3117 nt
Organism: Cladocopium goreaui
Lineage: Eukaryota; Dinophyceae; Suessiales; Symbiodiniaceae
Source: the annotation of a GenBank genome assembly
AUGACCUCGCAGUUGGGCGACAUUGUCGGUUACGUCGAUCAACUGGCCGAGUUGGAUACCGAAGGCGUGGAGCCGAUGGCCCAUGCGGUCGAUGUGGCGAAUGUGUUUCGCGCUGAUGAGGUUCGCCCCAGCUUGCCGCGCGAAGAAGCACUGGCAAACGCCCCCGAGGCCGACGGCGAGUGUUACCUGGACAACGCGGGUUACAUGAACAACGCGGACGUGCUCAACGCCACGGCGACCGAACUCCUCUCCUGGCUCGACGCUGGAGAGUGCACGUCGGUGGAAAUCACGCAGGCGUAUCUCGAUCGCAUCGCCGAGCACGACGAGCGAAUCGGUGCGUUUCUUCGCGUGAACAACGAUGCGGCCCUGGAGCAAGCGGCCGCGAUCGAUGCCCGGAGGAAAAAGGGCGAUUCGCUGGGCCCCUUGGCCGGGGUUCCCGUGGCGGUGAAGGAUUUGUUGUGCACCCGCGGCGAGCCGACGACGUGUGCUUCGAAGAUUCUCAGCGAGUUUCGUCCGCCUUACGAUGCGACCGUGAUCGAGAAGCUUCGCAAAGCCGACGCCGUCUUGAUCGGCAAGACGAACCUGGACGAGUUCGCCAUGGGUGGGUCGACCGAGAACUCGGCUAUGCAGCCCACGCGCAAUCCAUGGGACACCGAUCGCAUUCCCGGAGGCUCCAGCGGUGGGGCCGCGGCCUGUGUGGCGGCUUCGAUGGCGCCGCUUUCGGUGGGAACCGACACGGGCGGUUCGAUCCGUCAGCCGGCCGGGUUGUGCGGCGUGACUGGAAUGAAGCCCACGUACGGUCGAGUCAGCCGCUUUGGUCUGGUGGCCUUCGCCAGUAGUCUCGACCAGAUUGGUCCCUUGGCCCACACGGCCGAGGAUACCGCUCGACUGUUGGAAGUGCUGGCCGGACACGACAAGCACGAUGCCACGAGUCUCGACCGCGAAGUGCCGACCUACUCGCAAACCAUCGGGCAGCCACUGGAAGGACUGCGGAUUGGCAUCGUGCCGGAGCAGUUUGAGGAAGGUGUGUCGGAAGACAUCAAGUCUUCGGUUCGUGAGGCCCUGAAGGUUUACGAAUCGCUGGGGGCAACGGUCUCUGAAAUCAAGCUGCCGCACAGCAAGUACAGUGUGGCCACCUACUACGUGAUUGGGUCGUGUGAGGCUUCGAGCAACCUGGCCCGAUACGACGGGGUGCACUACGGCUAUCGCACCAGUUCGAAAGAGCCGACUCGCGAUGAGGGUGCCUCGGAGGCGGACAACGCUUUGGUGAGCAUGUAUCGCCGCAGUCGGGCGGAAGGACUGGGGGCCGAAGUGAAGCGGCGAAUCAUGCUGGGCACCUAUGCCCUGAGCGCCGGUUACUACGACGCCUAUUACCUGAAGGCGAUGAAGGUUCGCCGGCUCAUCCGUCAGGACUUCGACCAGGCGUUUGAACAGGUCGAUGUGAUCGCGGGGCCUGUCACGGCUACCACCGCUUUCAAAAUCGGCGAGAAGGUUGACGAUCCGCUGUCCAUGUAUCUGGUCGACUUGUUCACGGUGAGUGCGAACCUGGCCGGCAUCUGCGGGCUUUCGGUUCCUUGCGGGUUCGACGGUGCGGGGUUGCCGAUUGGGAUGCAGUUGCAGGCUCCGCCGCUGGCGGAGGCCCUCGCUGUGAGCACACCAUACGACAUUGUGAUUGGCCUGGAAGUGCACGUGCAGUUGGCCACCGAGAGCAAGCUGUUCUGUGGGUGCAGCACGAAGUUCGGUUCGCCCCCCAACACGCAGACCUGUCCCGUGUGCAUCGGCAUGCCUGGCUCGCUGCCGGUGAUGAACCGUCGGGCGUUUGAGCUGGCCCUGCGAACGGCCAUGGCGCUGAACUGUGAGAUCGCCCCGUUCACCAAGUGGGACCGCAAAAACUAUUACUACCCCGACCUGCCCAAGGGCUAUCAGAUUAGUCAGUUCGAUCUGCCUUUCAGCCACGACGGGUAUGUGGAGAUUGCCGAUCCGCAGUCGGAUGCCGAAUCGCGCCGCGUGGGGAUCAUUCGGGCGCACCUGGAAGAAGACGCCGGCAAGAGCAUGCACGACGAACAGGCUGGCACGGCCGAUAGCCGCAUCGACCUGAACCGCGUGGGCACGCCGCUGCUGGAAAUCGUGACCGAGCCGGAUAUUCGUUCGCCGGAAGACGCCAAGCUGUUUCUCACCGAGUUGAAGCUGCUGCUGACGUACCUCGGGGUGUCGGACUGCAACAUGCAGGAAGGCAGCCUGCGGGUCGAUGCGAAUAUCAACCUCCAUGUGCACGCCGAUGGGGAGAAGAUUCCCACGCCGAUCGUGGAAGUGAAGAACAUGAACAGCUUCCGCGCGGUGGAACGGGCGUUGGCUUACGAAGCCACGCGUCAGUUCGACGAGUGGGAAGAGACCGGCAAACGCAUGGGCGACGUGCCCAAGCAGACGCACGGCUGGGACGACGCGGCGAAUGUGACCCGACCGCAACGGUAUAAGGAAGAAUCGAGCGACUACCGCUAUUUCCCCGACCCCGACUUGGUUCCAGUCACUGUGACUGGGGCCGAGAUUGAAAGCGUUCGUCAGGGAUUAGGUGAAUCGCCGGCUGGGCUUCGUGCGCGGCUUCAGGCGGAGUAUGAACUCACGCCUUACGAUGCUGACGUGAUUGUGGGGCAGGGCCGCGAGUUGGUCGAUUACUUCAUCGAGACGGCCACUGUGGCUGGCAAUGCCCGCACCGCCGGGAAUUGGGUUCAGCAGUAUGUGCUGCGAACGCUGAACGAGAAGGACAUCGCGAUCGAUGCCUAUCCCGUGAGUGCGAAAGAACUGGGGCGGCUGAUCGAAAUGGUGGUGGCCGGCAAGCUCGACACCACCCGCGGGCGUGACGUGCUGGGCGAGAUGGUCGACUCUGGCUGCUCGGUCGAUGAGGCGAUCAAGGCUCGUGGGAUUGAAGAGGUCGAUGAGUCGACACUGGUCGAUCUGUGCCGCGAACUGUUGUCGAAGAACCCGAAGGUUGUUGACGACCUGAAGGAAGGCAAGCAGAAGGCCGUGGGAGCGCUGAUUGGUCAGGCCAAGAAGCAGAACCCGAAUGUGAACCCCGGCCGCGUUCGCGAAAUCUGCAUCGAGUUGGUCAACGAGAUGUAG